AUGUUAAAGGAAGUUUUUGUUAAAUUUGCUUUUAGACUGAUUAGCAAUUCAAUUACAGUUGAAUAAGAGUAUGAAGUAAGUCAGUAAUUGAUUAAUUUUUUUGGCUUGUUAGGAGCAUUACUUCCAUUCUCAUAUGCAGUGGUUCCUAAUUAUAAAAUAUUUUUUGGAGAUGAGUCUUUUAUUUUCCUAGCAAAAUUAGUACGACCAUAUUUGUUUUUCAAUCAUUAAGAAGUAACUUAAGGGUUAUUAUCAUACAUAUUUUAUUUUGGAAUUUUAAUAUCCUUAAUUAACAUAGGUCUAUAAGGAGCUAAUACUUAAUAUUUGAUUAAAUUGAAUCAUAAAUUUUCACUAAUCAGCAGGACAGCAUUUUUGAUGAAUUAAAUAUUUGAUGUUUAUCUCUUUAAUAUUAUUGUCGAAGUAAUAUUAUUACAAGAAAAAGCAUACUCUUAUAUUAUAACGAGCAUAUACUGUUGUAUUUUAUUUUAUAGAAUUGCAUUGACAAAAGUUAGUAUAAUAUUUAAAUAUCAUACUUUUAAUCAUUAGAAUUAGUCAUUUUAUUAUUAUUGCAUCCAAAUUUUAAAUAUCACACAAAUACUAUUAUAUGUUUAAAGUUCUGAAAGCAGGUUUUUACAAUUGUUAUAGGUUGCCAUAUCGAUUAUCAUUUGUUCAUUAAAUAUAGCCAAUAUCCUAACUUACCUUCCAUAAACAAACUUAAGUUUGUUAAAAUUAUAAUUGCCCACUUUCUUGAAUUCUGGAUUUUAUUGUUUUGGAGUUCUAAUAAAUUAAUUUUAAGAUGUAGAAAACCAUAGUCCUUAAAUGCUAUUUAUUCUAUUAUGGCCUUUUUGGAUUAAAAUUUCACAAUAUUAAUUUGAGAAUUUGCUUAUAGUAUCAUAAGAUUUGGAAAAUUAUCAAAAUAAAAUUAUUCAUAUAUUCUAUUAAAAUUAAUUUGAUGAAGCAAAUAUAAAAACAGUUUUCUAUAAAAGAAAUUUAAGCUAGAAGGUUUUCAAAUUAAAUGAAUUAUUUAAAAAAAAAGGUAAAAAUAAAACCAAUUUUAAUAUUUUAGAAAAAAUCAAGAUUAAAGUAAUUAUUAUAAAGAUUUUUAGGAUCAACAACAGCAUUUUUCUCUGCUUCUUCUUUUUGAAGAUUAUUUUGGUGCUUAUGAAUAUAUUACUAAAGAAAUUACAUCAACAUCAAUUAUUUAAUAAAUUAAAUUUGAUAUUUGCUCUUUAAAAUGUAAGUUGGAGUUAAAAUAAUAAAUGAUCAUGUAUAGCCAAACACUACAUAACAAAGUUUUUAAUCUAGAUGUUGAAAAUUUUAUUAAAGUCGAAUCAAAAAGUUAAGAAUUAAAUGAUCAAUUGAUAAGAGAUUGCUAGUUAAAGAUAAAAUAUUUGUCACUUAUUAAUAAAAAUGAAAUUUAGAGAUCAAAACUUGAAAAACAAGCAAAUCUUUGUAUUUAAAAAUUUGAAAAAAUUAUAUUUGAAAUUGAAUUGUUAUAUAAACAGUUUCCAUUAAAAAGAUAUUAAAGAUAUUUGAUAUUUGCAUAUGCAGAACUUUGUAAUGAUUUCUUGUAAGCCAUAAGAGUAAUGAAUUUAACUUCAUUUAAUGAUGAAGCAAUUUAUACAAAAAUUUUAUCUCUAAAUUUAGAUUUUUAUUCUAUCAAAACAAUUUAUUUAAUUACUGAUUUAGAAAAUAGGAAAGUCCUUAAAGUUUCAUCUAACUAUAAAAAUGUAAUGAAAUCUCAUAUCUCUAAAUUAGAAGAAAUUAUUCCAAAAGGUGUAAAAGAAUAUCAUGAAGAGAUGAUUAAUAAUUUCUUAAAAACUGGAGAAUCUAACUUUUUUUAAGAGACUACAUCAACAUUUUAUCAAAACGAAGAUUUCAUAACACCAAUUACUAUUAUAAAUGAUGUUUUUAUCUAAAAUAAUCAUAUCAAUUCAAUUACAAUUGCAACUGUUCCUAAUGAAGAUUAAAUUACCUUGAUUGUAGAUGCAAAUCUUAAUAUAUCUGGGAUUACUAGAGGAUUUUUAGAUUCACUUGAAAUUAGUCAUGAUUAUUGCAAAUAUCUUACUGGGAUAAAAAUAGGAUUAGUAAUACCAGAAUUCAUAGAACUUUCUCAAAAUGAUUAGGUUUAAUACAUAGAACUUCGAUUCUUAAGUGGAUUUCAACUUUAAAAAUAUUUAGAUUUAAUUUAAAGAAAUUUCAAUAGUAAACAAUAAUAAAUAUUAAUUAAUGAUCUUUGGCAUGAUAAAUCUAAAUUAGAUACAUACAUAUCACAUUGUAAUAUAAUUAAAUCAAAAUAUGGAUUUUAUAAAGUAAAUUUCAAUUACAUAAAAAAUAAAAUUAAAGUUCCAAUGCGUAAUUUAACUUUAAAAACCUAUGCUUAGAUAUCAGUACAUGAUAAGGAUGAUAUGGAUGAAUAAGUUAAUAUAAUCUCUCCAUAUGAAUAGUAAGAUUAUUUAAUGGAGAAAUAAGAGGCAGAGGCUUUUGGUGUUAAUAAAUCUGAAGUUCUAAUAUCAGGUAGAGAUCAUCAAACAUUAGCAUUAAUAGAUGUUGAUAAAGAUGUUGAAUUUCAUAAUAGUAGAAACAAUUAAUAAACAAUAAUAAGACCGACUACAUUUUAAAACAUCUUUUAAAGUUAAUAAGAUAUAGCUGGUGAAGAGGAAUAGUAAAGUUAUUCAAUAGAAGAAAAUAAUAAAAAAUAAUAUUAUUCUGUUAAAAAUAUCUCAAAAUAUGGUAUUUUUGAAAAAAUAAGAUAAAAUAAUACAAUAAGUAAAUCAAGUAGACUAUUAGUAAUAGUAUUAAUAUUUAACCAAGUAUUAUUCUUAAACUAAAUUCUCAUAUCCAUAAUAAGUAGUCUUAAUGUUUUAGAUUAAAAUAAUGUAGAUAUAGAUUUAUUAUAGAUAAAAUAUUAUUUAUUUUAACCAGUUGAAUCAUUUAUUGUAACAAGAUAUACAAUAAUUAAUUAUAAUGCUUAAUUUUCAGCAAAAGCAAUUACCAAAAACUAAUUAGAUAAAUAUUUAGUGUUUCCAAAUUCUAAUUUAAAUUUAGGUUUUGAUGAUGUUCAAUCUAAUUAAGCUGCAAUAUUAAAUAGAUUGACUCUUUAAGAUUUUUUAGCUGAAUAUUAUGAUUUUUAUAUAUAUAUUAAGACUGAUGUAGGAGAACUUUAUAAUAUCACAAUGAGAUAAUCAUUAAGUAUACUAAUAAAUUACUAAUAUACAUUUAAAGCAGCCUAUAAAUAUGAUGGUAGAACUGUCUCAGAUUCACCUUAUAUAUUUUAUUCUUAUAGAAAUCUUUUAACUUUAUACAAUGCAUUUGAUUUAUUAAAUUAGCAAUUAUUUAUACAAACUAUUUAAAGAAUUGAAUUAGAUUUAGAUAAAGAAUUAACAUUAUUUUAUCCGUUUAUUAUUUUAUAAAUUAUAUUCUUAGGUUUAGAAAUAUAUUUCUAAUAUAAAAAUGAGUAAUUUUUAAGUAAAUUUUUUCUUCUUCUUCUUUAUUGUGAUUAAUAAGUUAUAUAAUAAGAGAUAAAGCGUCUAAAUAAAUUUGUCGAAAUGUACAAUAAUAAAUCAGAAUAAAUUUUACCUAUUUAAUUUAAAAUAGAAAACAAAGAAGAUGAAAUUGCUGAAUAUAAAAAUCAUUCAGUUACAUCAAUUAAAUAAACUGAAAAAUAAAGAUCUAUUAAAUUGACUAUUAGAAAUAAAUAUAUUGUUCUUUUAUUUUAAUCAAUAAUUCUAAUAUCUUUUGGAUUGUUAAAAUAUUUUGUAAUGAAGAAUUAUUAGAAUAAAUAUGAACCAACUUGUGAAUUUUAUUUAGAAAUGUCAUAUCUUGGAACCAAUAUUCCAACUAUAUAUGCUAUGAGAGAGGUACUUUAUUAUAGAUGGAGAUACCCAUUUUAUAAAGAUGAAGAAAUAUCAUAAAUAUUAAUUUAAGUUGAAACAUGCUUAUAACAAGUCUAAAAUUUUACUUUUUAUUUGUCUUAAAUAUAAAUGUAAAUUAAUAGUUAUAUUUAGGGAUGAGUUUGUACUUAGUCAUAACUUUUAUUAAUACCUAGAAGAACUUAGUAAUAGUAAUCUAUGCGAUAUGUUAUCAUAAGAUUUAAUUACAAAAAGCAAGGAUUUAUGCUUUUCAACUUUAGGAGGAAGUCUUUAAAAGGGUUUAUAAGGAGCUCUAGUAUUUGUAUAUUCUAGUAUAAAUAAUGAAAAACAAAUAAACUUAUUUCUCAACAAAACUGAGAAUACAGUCAAUGAAUUAGAAGGAGUAUUUAUUCUAUCAGAACUAAUUAAAAAAGUAAAUGUAGCUUUUAAAGAUGACUUCUUAUCUUAGGCUAAAUUAGUAUAAGAUAGUUUAUUUGUAAAAAUAAUAGUUUUAUUUAGAUCAUAUCCAUAAUUUAUUUAUUGUUUAUGAUUACAACCUUAGUAAUAAUUUUCGCAAUUAUUAAUCCUUAUUUAUUUAAACAAUUUUACUACGCUAGAAGAUAUUUAUACUUAAUACCAUAAGUAGUUAUUUAUGGUGAUGCUGCUUUUGAGAGGCAAAUGAAAUUAUUAUUCAAAAUCUCAUCCUGA
Molecule: messenger RNA, 4556 nt
Organism: Paramecium pentaurelia
Lineage: Eukaryota; Ciliophora; Oligohymenophorea; Peniculida; Parameciidae
Source: the annotation of a GenBank genome assembly